AUCGUUAAUCAAUUAAUCACAUAAUGAAUGAUAAAGGAAAAUCAAACGGUUUAAAAUUUUGUUUUUGAUCGAUGACGCAUAUAUUUAAUUAUAUAUCAUUAUUAUUUGACAUACAUUGUUAAAUUUGACGAAUUCCACAUUUUGCAAACUAAAAUAGAAUAAUCUCAUAUACAAAACGAUAGCUAUCUAGUUUCAGUGGGCAGAACCUUUUUUUUCAAACACUUUAAACCACUGGGCAGUGAGCAAAACCUUUAUUUAUGUGUUUUGGUCCACCAAAGGGGAAGCUCGCGCGCUUUCCCGCCUACUUCCCACGACCUCUCUCCUUUGUCUGCUAGUCUGUUUGCUUGUACAUCCUCUAACUGUUUUGUUGUAACCUAGCUUAUCAUGUUUCACUGGCACACCGGAGUUGUAAGUUCCGUUUAUCCCCUUUUCGGGUUGAAGAUAAUGAAUAUUUAAAAAAAAAAAAUAUUAAAGUAGAGAACAUAGGUUCGCUUCAAAUAACAAGAAGGUACAGAACGAAUUAUCAAGACAAAGUGUGAAACAAAAUUCCAGGAAUAUUUGUAGGUUAAUAGUACAACCUGCCAUUUUCCCCUUUUAACCAGAAAUUUUCCUUUUUUAACCAGAAAACAUUUUUUCUUUUUCUUUUCCAACAAAAUUUCCUUUACGAUUAAUAAUUCUGUGUCGAGAUCCUUUUUACUUUUGGACUUCUAAAGGUUUUUGUUUGUUUGUUAAGACUUCUAAAGUUGAUAACUUAUGAUCAACUUGUUUAAAGUUUAACUGGUUCACCUCCGCACGCGCAGCCACUUGAUCACAUAUAUCUUCAUUUAUACACAAAUAUAAACGUAUGCAUGCAACAUUGCGAUAUCAGAUUAUUUUUAAUUUGAUCUGAAUUUUACGAGACAGCUUAAAUUUGAAUACGAGCAACAUUGCGAUAUGUAAAUCAACGCAUACAUCAUAAUUUUAUUGGAAGUAGAAAUUAAUGUUAACGUGUGUUUUAACUUAUGUAUGUAUGUUUUUUGGUACAAUUGUUACGCUUGUAUGUUCUUUGCUACUUUUGCAUAAAGAGGUAAAUUCUAAUUAUGGAAUCAAUCACGCGUAUGUGUGUAUAUGCAAUUAUACAACAGAAGAAAUAUAGUACUUUCUUUUUGAGGUUAAAGAAAACUGAAAAAGCUUACAAUGCCACCCGAAGAUUCUAGGUUCCGACUCUCGUUUCUGAAAAUAUGAAUAUAUUAUCUUACGUUAAAAGAUUAAUAGUUUUAUAACAAAUUGAGAAGUUUGGUGGGUCGCAAUUGGAAUGUUAGACACACCCCACCUCCGGUUCUCCCCUUUUUCGGUGUGACCACGUAAUCACAGUUUAACGUAUAUUAACAUUAAAUAUAACUAUAUGUUUGGUAAAGUAAUCGGUAAAUCUAUGUGUAAUACUAUUUUACUUGAUACCCGGUAACUUGAAAGCGUACGUAAAGAAAAAAGUGAUUGCCCAAAAAAAAUGGUAAAAAGAAACUGAGGUAUAUUUUAACUGAAAAUGUUUGGACUAAAUUAAUCAUGUUAAUGUUAGACUAAUCCUUAGUUAGUAUGCUAAUGAUCUAGUCGCAAAUUGAACCUUAGCAUUUUAAUGUAAUAGAAAUAUAAUCGUCAAAUAAACAAACAAAUAGAUUAUGUAUAUUUCUCUACCUAGCCAUGUUUUUUUUUUGUAAAAUGUGAUAAUCAUAUGUUUUAAUAUUAUAUUUAAUAAUCAAAAUUUAUUUAAUCUAGCCCAGAUAUAUAUUUUUAAUUAAUCUCAUAUGCUAUACAUACAUAAAUAAAUAUAUAUAUAUAUAUAUCAACGCAUUUCUUUGCAUCGAUAUUUUACAAAAUGAGAUUAACCUUAAGAGUUGGUUAUAUGAAUCAUCAGAAGUUUACAAAAAUGACCAAUCAAUCAUGGAGGAAUAAGUUAAUAGAAACGAGUGGAGAUAUCAUAAUUUUUUUUUUUUUUUGUAAACUGGCUUUCUAAGGUUAACUCAUAAUUCAUAAAUGAUAGUUUAGGAUUCUUCUUCUCGCUUUUCAGUUUUCUGCAUUAUCUCCUCUACCUUAUCACUAUGCCCAUCACAUUCAUAUCCUCUCCAUAGGCCAUUCCCAAUUCUAAUAAGACGAGGCGUAUCAAAAAUGUCUUCUUAAAUUGUCAAUGAAUCCUCCUAAAUUUAUUUGUUUCCCCCCCACUUUCUAGUCUACUAGUCUAGACUCUUAUCUUUGAACGAUUAAAAAUAAGAGUUUGUAGUAUUUGUUUGUCACUGCUGCAGAGAGUGUAUUAUCACAUAUUGACAUGCCAAUAAAAAAUGAUGUCAAACUUUUUUUAUCAUAGUUUUUAUUUGUUUCUUUAUGUUGUAACUGAAUGAAUUACUCAUUGAUCGAUCUGAGGCGUUAGCUAACAAACUAUUUUUGUUUAUUACAUCAACAUUCUGUAAUAUUAUUAUUAUUAUUAUUAUUAUUAUUAUUAUUAUUAUUAUUAUCAUAUUUAACAAUAGAAUGAUUAUAAAACCACGUAUUGCAUGGUUGCAUUUUUUAGUUUCUACUAUUGUCGGACCAUAAUAAUUACUUUUUGUUUGCUCAAAAAAAAAAUUUCUUUUUUUUUUGUUGUCAAACAACCAUAAUAAUUACUAACCUCAAUAAAUCCAAUGUUAAUGGUUAUGCCUCUAAUAGUAAUACAUAUGUUGUGUUGUGUAUUUUUUAUGAAUAUGAAAGAGAAUAUUUACGAACUAAAGAUUCAAAAAGGAAAAGAAAGAAUAAAGGCUUUAACAAAAAAAGAAUAAUAGUUGCCUUCGACCCUAACAGUAACAGUCACUCUUACAAUGUCGCAGUGAAUAAAAAGUGAUUAUUAUUUUCAAUUUAUUAUGCAUGUGUCCAGAACCGGGCCUGAGAUUCCGGAGGCCCUAUCCAAAAUAAAAAAAAUAUUCAUUUUUUUUUAAUUUUUUAAAGAUAUUUUUGUUUGAAAUUUUUUUUAAGAUAAAACAUUUUUUGUUUACUUAAAAAUUUAAAAGAAAAUUUUUAGUCUAUUAUAAUUUUUUUAAUAUAAUUAUAAUUUUUAAAUCUGUUUAUUUUUAUCAUUUUUUCUAUUUUACAUUAAAUAUUUAUAUAUUUAUCAUAUACAAAAUUUAUUUUUUCAAAAAAAGGGGCCCCACAAAAGUGGGGGUCUAUUCAAAUGUUUCGUAUGAAUGGGGUCAAGCCCGGCUCUGCAUGUGUCUGGAUUCGAAUCAGGAAAAUGGGGGUUGAAAAGACAAAUCUAGAGGGAGAGAUUAGCUUUGAUAGAAUAUUAGACUAUUAGUAUAACAUCAAGUGUUUAGAAGAAAAAUAAGAGAAUAUGGCGCAAAUAUGAAGCUUUUAAGAAGUUUAAUUUAAAUACGUCCUAGUACUACUAGAUUACGUUUUCUCCUUUUCCCAUAAGAUGUAGAGAUUUAUGAGUGAGCCUUUGUGGAUCGUCGUGUGCCAAAAGUUUAUACAUAUUAAUAUAUAAUACAUGUUUUAUGAGUGAGCCUUUGUGGAUCGUCGUGUGCCAAAAGUUUAUACAUAUUAAUAUCUAGUGAUUUUUUUCUAAAUCCAAUGUUAUGAUAGUCAUGAGUUUACUACAGGCAAUGUUUUGCAAAGGAAUGUUGUUUCUCCUAAUAAAGAGAAAUUGUUUAACAAAUCCCAACCUACAACAAUCAAAUUUUGAGAAGUUUUCAUACCUUUAGGCCCAUUAGACUACUGAUCCAUGUUCUAUGACAGCAAUCUUAACGAACCCAUUGGGCCAUGGAUUUCUCGAAUCUCGCCUUUGAUAAAUGUGCGAUUACGGAAGACGAGAACAAACUUACUACUUUUAGUCUUUUUCAUACGUCUACCAAACAUUGAAGCAUUUUAAAUUAUGCGUUAGUUGUUGUCUUUGUUUCUUUCUUCGUGUCGGGACAGUUCCGUGUUAGUAAAUUCAAUUAAACAUUUUUGUGGAAAACCAGAGAUAUAGUUAGGUUCAUUAUUAAAGAACAAAACGGGAAGAUUUAUUUUUAUUUAUAUGGAUUAAUAACUUGUUUAUAUAUGCAAGUAGCCGACAACUUAUAAUUUGAUUCGAAAAAUCUUUAUACAAUCUCAUCAUUUCGAACAGAUGUUAGUAUAACGAGUUUUUUAUGAGUUUUUUUUAUUAUACAAUACUAAUCACUAUAUCAUUACAUUCAAAAAAAGUUUCCAGGAAAAUUGAUCUAACGGUUCAGAAAAGAGAAUAAUGUAGGAUCGAUCCACUGGAUCUUUCUUUCUGUCGCUACCUACCAUGAGUAAAGUAAACGCAUCAAGUUUCAAGUCAAGGUGUUGUGAUGAGUACCAAUUAUAAUGUGUCAAGAAUACGUCACCACGAUGACGUAAUCUCAUAACUGCUUCAUGUCGUUUUAUCAACAAGAUCAUCAUCUGACGCAAUCGAAGCGUUGGUAUCUCCGCAUUAUUUUACCUUUGUACCCCUCUGUCGAUUUUUUCUUCCAAAAACGUUUUCAAAGUGUUUGAAUUGUUUUUCUUUUGGGAAAUUAAAAAUACAAAUAUCAAAGCUUUUUUUUUGACUAAAAGUACCAAAGUCCAUAGUUUAUUACAUACAAAUUAUUUUUUGGAGUAUUUCUUGUUUAUUGUUAAAGAAUAAAGCUAGAAUAAAAGUUAAGAAAGACUAAAGACAGGUUGUUUUUGUCAUUUUGCUAAGAAGUUUCGUCACGUCUAAUUCUUCCCUUAAACAGACAAAUAUAGGAAUAUUAACCCAUCCCACUCACUCAAGUUUCCAAACUCAUUUUCACUUUGUAAAUGUAUCCCAAACAACUUAAUCUACACGAUUGCCCCUCUAGUGCCAUUAAGACCAUGAAGAACGAGAAGGACCAAAAUGUGGAGAUCAAGGAGGUCAACAUGAUCGACAAGAGAGAAAGAGAAGAGGAAGAGGAAGAAGAGAGGAAGAUUGAUACGUUCUUUAAGCUUAUCAAAACGUAUCAAGAAGCAAGAAAACGAAGACGUGAAGAGUUCACUGGGAACUCUGGCGAGGCGAGGAAGAAAUGGAACGGCGGAGAGAGAUCAUGCGUUGUGGUCCCGGCGUUUCUUCCGGAAGAUUUCUCUGAGUGUCGUAUGGAUUUGAAGCCAGUGAUGGUUGUUGCUGAUCGCAAGGAAGAUGAUAUCAAGUUGAAAGAAGAGGAAGAUGAAGAAGCAAAGAAGGAGGGACAAGAAGAGAAGGGUUUAGAUCUUAAUCUUGCGUUGUAGUAUAUUAAUCUAUUUUUUCUGUUCUUUUCUUUUAGUUUCUCACUUUCACUUAGGAUUUGGGACUUGACUUAUAAAUAUUUCAGUUUAACUCGAAAGUGUGUCCGAUCAUACUAAGCUGGAACAUUGGUCUCAGUAAAUCGCUAGACGGUAUUUACCUU
This is a messenger RNA of Brassica rapa (field mustard), 5384 nucleotides long. Its product is annotated as protein NIM1-INTERACTING 1-like. Gene Ontology annotation, biological process: regulation of systemic acquired resistance. Lineage: Eukaryota; Viridiplantae; Streptophyta; Magnoliopsida; Brassicales; Brassicaceae. The record is from RefSeq and is a predicted model, not a curated record.